Molecule: messenger RNA, 2319 nt
Organism: Ostreococcus lucimarinus CCE9901
Lineage: Eukaryota; Viridiplantae; Chlorophyta; Mamiellophyceae; Mamiellales; Bathycoccaceae
Exons: 1
Coding region: 1-2319 (772 amino acids)
Biological process (GO): endosomal vesicle fusion; vesicle-mediated transport; protein targeting to vacuole
Cellular component (GO): HOPS complex; late endosome
Source: RefSeq, a predicted model, not a curated record
AUGCGGACGACGCACGCGCGCGGCGUGACAUGCGCGGCGCUCGAGCGCGACUACGGCGCGCGCGGACGCGGAAGAGGCGGCGUGGCGUACGGAGACGAUCGCGGUGGGGUGUACGUGCGCGUGAGCACGCUCUUGGGACAUAAAACGUUGACGCUGAGCGCGGCCGGAGGGAGCGAUCGCGGGGCGGCGCGCGCGAUGGAAUGGAGCUCGCGCGGCGUCUUGGCGUGGGCGUGCGACGAAGGCGUGAAGCUGUACGACGUGGGACGGGAUGAAAAGGUGGCGCUCGUCGAGCGACCGCGAGGAAGUCCGGCGGCGGGGAUGUACGCGCCGCACUUGACGUGGAACGAGACGUCGGACAUGGGGAAGACGUUGCUCGUGGGAUGGGCGGAUUGCGUCAAGGUUGUUAGGAUUCAGAAGCAGGACGCGCCGGAUUCGAGCGUCGCGGCGAAACUUUUGCGAGAUAAGCCGACUCGCGGCGCAACGCGCGAAAUUACUCGGGCGGAUUCGUUUGCGAAUGGGGGCUCGAGCGAGGGAGAUAACGCGUCGGCGAGCGAGGCGUCGUCGGCGAGAGUUUACGUCGCGCGCGUGACGUCGAUGUUUCAGACGGAGUAUUACGUCGCGGGCAUUCAACCGUUCGGGGAUUUAUUGGCGAUUUUAGGUUGGUCCACGGAUGGCGAUCGCAAAACCGGGGCGCAUCCGGAGUUGCACCUCGUCACGCACGCGAAUGUCACGCAAAAUAUCGACGUCAUCGCGACGCGAGACGAUCCGACAACGCUCGGAUGCAACGCGUACGGGUUGGCGUGCGCGCAACCUAUGCUCGAUAACGGGAGCUUUGAUCGAUGUAAACACGUCGGCGAUCAUAGAUGGUGGAAGAUCGGACUCGAGCCACGAUUUUACGUGUACUCUCCGAAAGAUCUCAUCGUGGCCAAGGCGACGGGCGCGAGAGAGUCCAUCGAUUGGUUGUCGAAACAGGAAGACUACGUCAAGCUGCUCGACGUGUGCGAGUUGGCGUCGCGAUACGGCCACAUCGAUGGGAGUGUGCGGGAUAUUGGACAUAGUGUUUUGCAGCGCACGUUUGACGAGCGAGAUUACGCGCAAACGGCAGCUUUGUGCUCGAAAUUGUUGCGCAAAGACGCCGCCGCGUGGGAAACGUGGAUUGAAAAGUUCAUGCUGGCUCGCAAGCUCGCGGAGUUACAGCCGUAUAUUCCCACGGAUGACCCGACGCUGAGCGUGCACACGUACGAAGUGGUGUUGAACGCGUUUCUAGCGGAAGCAGAGCAUCAUUCGCGCUUUCUCGCCUCCGUCAAGGCGUGGCCGGCGCGUUUGUAUUCGCCUCAGUUUCUCAUACCCGUCGUUAAGAGCAAGCUCGCGUCGUUGAACACCAACGCGGGAAGCCCGUCGGUGGCGUCAUCGGUGUCAUCGGUGGUACUGAAAGAAGCGCUCGCGGAGCUGUAUCUCAACGAUGGUCAACGCGAACGGGCGUUGAACUUGUACCUGGACAUCGGUCGGCCGUCUGUGUUGAGCUUCAUCGCUCGUCACGACUUGCUCUCUUUCGUCGCUCGCAACAAGCUUUCUCUCUUGGCGCAACUCGAUAUUGACGCGGCGAUGUCGCUUUUCGUGCAGAAGCGAGAAAGCUUGCCGCCGCGAGUCGUGAUUCCCGAGCUUUUGGGUCAAGGCGGCUUCGGCGCUCGAGAGUUGACGCACGCGUACAUGUCGGCUCUCUUCGACGAAGACCCGACGUGCUUCGAAGAGUUCCACGACAAACUGUACGAGUUACACCUGGAGUUCAACCCAAAGGCACUGAUGAACUUUUUGAAGAAGAGCGCGUCGUAUGACGUCGCGCGCGCGUGCGCCUUACUCACGGGCAACAAAGCGCUCAUCUUCGAGCGCGUGUUUCUGCUCUCCAAACUUGGUUCGCACGAAGAAGCCGUGCGCGUGCUCGUGACGGACGCCAAGGACCUAUCGGGCGCCAUAAAGCUUGCGAGUGAGCUGGACAACCCCGUCGAGCUCUGGAACGUCAUCAUCAAAGUCUCAACCGACUCGAAGGAUUUCAUGGCGACGCUUCUCGCGCACGCCAAAAAUCUCGCCGGCGACCCCAACGCCAUCGCCCUCAUCCACGCCCUGCGCGAAGGCGUCUCCAUCGACAACCUCAAAUCUCGCCUCGUCGAUCUCAUGGACGAAAACAUCGCCCUCACGCGUUCGCUGCGAACGUCGUACGCAUCUGAAUCCAAGCGCGCUCGGGAAUCGUACGAGCGCAAAACCAAAGUCGAAACGCGCGCGCUCCGCCGCCAUCAAAUCCACGUCAGCCGCAAGCGAUGA